ACUUAAUUUGCCAGUUUCAUCGUAAGACCCUUCAUAGUCAGAUGAUGGCAGCCAUUCCUAAAACUCUUUUGAUUUUUCUCCUGGGAUAUUUAUGCAGCGCGGAUCAGAAAGGUUUGUUAUUCCUAAUUAUGUCAAUAUAUGAUUUUACAUUGCUACACACUACUGCUAGCAAACAUGGAAUGGUGUAUAGACGUAGAGCUGUAAUGUUUGUUAUUAGUUGUAUUAUUAUGAGUAGAAUGCUGGUUUUCAUCCUAAUAUUGAGUUUUUCAAUUGAAGAAACAAGGUGUAUUUCACUGGCAAGAUUCAGUGACAAGGACAACAGACUGUUGAAAUGAAAAUUCAAAAAUAUGCUUAUUUUAUUAUAUUUUAAAUGUACAAGCUGACAGAGAGCUAUGCAUAUUUUUGAGUUUUCUUAGUUUUUCAUUUGAAGCCCAAUUGCUUUAGCACUUUAUUCACUUAUUUUUAGGAGCAUAAUAUGUGUGUUUGUCUUCCUUUAAUAGGUCUUUAAAACACUUGACUUUGAAAAAAUAAGGGUGAUUUAGUUUCAGUUUAUGAUCAUACACUGUGUGUGUAUAUAUAUAUAUAUAUAUCAUAAAAAAUUCAGCACACACUUAGUCAUUCACAAACAGCAAUUUCAAAGCUCACAGAUGUUAAGUUAUUUGUUGUUGUUCUUUUUUUUUUUUUGCUUUUUUUUAAAACCCCUAAUCCAGGCAAAAACAAGGGAGGGGUUUCGUUACAGUAUGUGGUCCAUUGCAUAAGCCUGCCAUGCCAUUUCUAUAUAUAAUAGAGCCAAAAAGAUUAUGGUGAGGCCAAAUACAAUAAAAUUCCCCACACAGCAAUCAGGAAAAUGACUGUUGUGCAAUACCUGUGCAUCUCAAGUUGGACUUUGAAAGGUCCUCCUUGGACACAGAAAUCAAGAAAUCAUGUUUCCACAACUAUCCCAGAGUUACCAGCUUGACAUGCAAAUUAAAAUAAACAUGCAUUGUGUUUCAGACUUCAUUCUGCACUUCUGCAGGUAGCCUUAGCAAUGGAUGCAAGUGCAAGGAGUACUUUCCAACGCCAACUUGAAAUAAGCAGGUGACAAGCAGUCAUUUUCCUUAUUGCACUGGGGUGGUUUUAUUUUGUUUUGUCCUGCCACCAGUGGCGGCACUAAUUUAGUGAGGACUAUGGUGCAAGAAAUACCUCCCCACCCCUUCCAUCCAUACCUCCCUACCCCUUUCAUCCAUACCUCCCUACUCCUGAAAUCCUGGUCUCAGCCCUCCUCUCCUUCCCAAGUAGGAGUAGGGGUAAAAUAGACAUGGCACUUAGCAUCUUCCCACACACCUUACACACACCUUAGGUAAAAGUAGCGCAGGCUCUGUACAAAUAUAUGGCUCCCGUCCCUGCUUUUUUAUCUGUUAUGACAGAGGAGUGGGGCCUCUCCAUGUACGGUGCGCUGUGUGGGUCAGAAUGAGCACCGGGUACUUACGUGACACCUGGUGCUCUGAAGCAGAGCACUAGGGGAACGCGCUCUCCUGCUAGUAUGCUGUGCGUGUGGUUCCCUUAUGGAGCUGCACUCUACCAGGGGGCGCAGGGGACGCAUCCCGAGAGGGGAAUAAAAGUUUGCUGUCAGUCUGACAAAUCCUAUUUGCGCCUCCCACAGGGCCUAGCUUCACCAACCCCUAGGUACGGCCCUGUCACCCAGGCCCGGAUUAACAUAGGGGCUGAUGGAGCUGCAGGCCCAUUGAAUAGGCCCAUAUAAAGUUUUUGGGUUUUUACACACUAUUCUUAGGUUUGCCACCUGACUAGUAUUUGAGGCUGCUGGCCGGUGCCGGUAUUGCAGUUAUAUCGGCAAUACAAAUGCAGAUAUUUUUCUCAGCAUAAACGGAGAUUACUCUGCAACACCAGCACCAGCCAAAAGGUAUCACUAUGUGUGGAGAGAGGCAGGGAUAGGAAGUUACAGCAUAUCCCUCCCUGCCUCUCUCUAAUCACUGAUCCGCGGGGGAGUAGCUACACAGCACAGAGAGUCCAGACAGCAGAGACAGUCUAAAGCUCAGGUAAGUGAAGGAUGGGGGAAAGGCAACAUGGAGACAUGGGGACACUGAGACAUUGGGAAACCUGAGGACACUGAGACACUUGGGGAUGCUGUGAGACAUAGGGACAUUGGGAGACACAUUGGGACAUGGAGACACUAGAGACACAGUGUCUCCAUGUGUCCCCAUGGUUCCCAGUGUCCCCUAGUCUCCCAGUGUCUGUGUCCUCCUGUCUCCCAAUGUCCCCACAUGUCUGCGUCCCAAUGUCUCUUAGUGUCCACAUGUCUCCCAGCCAGUGUCCCUAGUAUCUGUGUCCCCAUAUCUCCCACUGUCUUAGGCAGAAAGAGGCUAAGUAAGUUAUAAGAGCUUCCAAAUCACACACAGAAGAGAAAAUAGCACAGUCAGUAAAAAAAGGGGACAAAACAUUUUUAAAUACAUAAAUGAGAAAAGGAAAGUAAAACAAGGAUUAGUUAGAUUCAAAACAAAAGAAGGGAGGUAUGUAGAAGAGGAUAAAGGUCUAGCUCACUGCCUCAAUGAAUAUUAUUGUUCAGUACUUACAGAUGAAAAUGAAGGAAGGGGCCUCAGUUAGGAAAAAAGGACAAAUUAGUCAUUUGUUAUAUGUGAGUGUACAGAGGAAGAGGUUCUAUUUCAACUGUCAAAAGUAAAGACAAAUAAGUCAAUGGGACCUGAUGGAAUACACCCAAAGUUAUUAAAAGAGCUUAGUGGUGUACUAGCAAAACCAUUAACAAAAUUUAUUUAACCAAUCAUUGUUAACAGGAGUAGUCCCAGAAGAUUGGAAGUUAGCGAAUGUUGUAGGAGUCACUAAGUUUGGAUUCCAAUAUUGUUGAAUGGGUAAGGCAGUGACUGAGUGACAGGCAACAGAGGGUUGUAGUCAAUGGAGUAUAUUCGUAGCAUGGGCUUGUCACCAGUGGGGUACCUCAGGGAUCUGUACUUGGACCCAUUCUCUUUAAUAUUUUUAUUAGUGAUAUUGCAGAAGGUCUUGAUGGUAAGGUAUGUAUUUUUGCUGAUGAUACUAAGAUAUGUAACAGGGUUGAUGUUCCAGGAGGGAUAAGCCAAAUAGCAAAUGAUUUAGGUAAACUAGAAAAAUGGUCAGAGUUGUGGCAACUGACAUUUAAUGUGGAUAAGUGCAAGAUAAUGCAUCUUGGACGUAAAAACCCAAGGGCAGAGUACAGAAUAUUUGAUAGAGUCCUAACCUCAACAUAUGAGGAAAGGGAUUUAGGGGUGAUUAUUUCUGAUGACUUAAAGGUAGGCAGACAAUGUAAUAGAGCAGCAGGAAAUGCUAGCAGAAUGCUUGGUUGUAUAGGGAGAGGUAUUAGCAGUAGAAAGAGGGAAGUGCUCAUGCCAUUGUACAGAACACUGGUGAGACCUCACUUGGAGUAUUGUACACAGUACUGGAGACCAUAUUUCCAGAAGGAUAUUGAUACUUUAGAGAGAGUUCAGAGAAGGGUUACUAAACUGGUUCAUGGAUUGUAAGAUAAAACUUACAAGGAAAGGUUAAAGGAACUUAACAUGUAUAGCUUGGAGGAAAGACGAGACAGGGGGUAUAUGAUAGAAACAUUUAAAUACAUAAAGGGAAUCAACACAGUAAAGGAGGAGAUUAUAUUUAAAAGAAGAAAACCUACCACAACCAGAGGACAUAAUCUUAAAUUAGAGGGGCAAAUGUUUAAAAAUAAUAUCCAGAAGUAUUACUUUACUGAAAGGGUAGUGGAUGCAUGGAAUAGCCUUCCAGCUGAACUGGUAGAGGUUAACACAGUAAAGGAGUUUAAGAAGAAGGCUAUCCUAACUAUAAGAUAAGGCCAGGAACUAAUGAAAGUAUUUUAAAAAAAUUGGGAAGACUAGAUGGGCCGAAAGGUUCUUUUCUGCCAUCACAUUCUAGGUUUCUAUGUCUGUGUCCCCAGGUCUCAGUGUUCCCAAAUGUCCCAGUGUCCCCAUGUCUAUUUCCACAAGUGCCCCCAUGUGUCUGUGUCUCCAUGUCUCCCAUUGUCCCCUAGUCUCCCAGUGUCUGUGUUUCCAUGUCUCUCAGUGUGCCUAGUGUCUUAGUGUCCACAAAUGUCUCAGUAUCCUCAUGUCUCCCAAUGUCUGUGUCCCCAUGUUUCUGUGACCCUAGUGUCUUUGUCCCCAUUUCUCCCAGUAACCCAAAUGUCUGUGUCCCCAUGUCUCCUCAUGUAUUUGUGACCUUUGUGCGUUUUAAUGGAAUCUUGUUUUUGUAUGGGGUAUGUGUGUGUGUGCGCGUGUGUGCAUGUAGGAGUGUAUUUUUACAUAAUGUUGGAAUGCAGUGAUGUACUUCUAUAUAAUAUUUGUGUUUGAAUACAGAGAUGGGUCUGCAUGUAGUGUUAGAGUUUGAUUGCUGGGAUCUAUGCACAUAUACAUACACUGCCACAUACAUCUCAUCCUUGCACAGAUAAACAUACACAUUGACACAUACAUAAAUACAUACAUACUUUUUUACACAGGUAUACAUACACAUUGACACACACACAUUGAUACACACACUGACAAAUUCACACAAAAAUACACACACAUCAUAAUUCUUAUAUUUUUAGGCACUUAUCUUUUAAGAUACAUUUAGUGUGCAAGAAGGUGGCUUUAUUGGGGACCUACUGGUGGUUGAGGCCGAUGGGAGUGUGGGGAUGGCUGGAGCUUGGUCUUUCCUUGUUCUCCCCCUCCCUGCCUGUGCUGCCUCCUUUUCUCUCCCUCCUGCAGAUGCUCUUUAUGGAGCUUGGAGGAAGUGACUUGCACUCACUCCCUGCAGUGCCAAUAUUAAAGGGCCAUGGUGCUUAACUGGGCCCAGGUUUGCAUGGGAGCCCUGGUGCAGCUGUACCGGCUGCACCAGCAGUAGUUCCACCACUGCUCACCACAAUCUUUUUGACACCUUGCAUACACUCUCAGUAGGACUUUAACUACUCUAAGAAGCAAUGGAUUGGAUGAAGUCGCAAGGGAUGUCAGCAUGCUUGCUGACAUCACCAAAGGUAUAGCAGCAAGGUGCAGCACAAGAGUUCUGUCUCUAGAAACAAGAUGAGUAAUAUUUGAUGGGUUAAAGGACCCCUCCACACUUGAAAAAAAAAACUGAAAAAAAGUUUAGUAAAUAUACUCCAAAUGAAUACAUGCAUACAUAUUUUUAUAUAAGUAGUCAUUGGAGAUAUAGUCUAGAAACAGCUUGCAAAAGCUGCAGUUCUCAUGACUGCAGCCUUUGUAAGCUCCCCCUUUUUCACAGGAAGUGACAUUUAGUCACUUCACACAGUAUUAUCCAAUCAGAGGCUUCUCAUAGAGAAGUCUCUAUUCUAUACUAUUUCCAAUGUGUCUCUCCUCCCCCAAGUCCCACCAUGUGUCACAAUCCACCCUCUCCUCCGUGUGUCUCAGUCCCCCCUCCCAUCCAUGUGCCUUAUCUCUGCUCCCCUCCAUGUGUCUUCAUUCCCCCUCCCCUCAUUGUCUCUGUUACAAAGACUUGAUAUGACUUUAUUAUUGUUACCACAUCUCGUUACUGUUGCACCCCAACACCUUGCAUACAGACCCCUACGCUAUCGGUACGGAGAGGAUAUGAAUGGAUUACACGAAUCAUUACAAAGGACAAUUCGUGGUACGAACGAGAGACCCCCCAGACUUUGGCGUGUGCCGCCACUUAACCUCAUCACCUCUCGAAGUACCGAAUGACCGACCACCCGACGAGCGGAGUGUGUCUGCGGUUAACCACAAACUAAUUGGCGGGCCCGGAGGAUCCACAUUCGUAUACAAGUUACCGAAUGGAAACUGCCGAGAGACUCAUGAACGGAGACCCCCUACAGUGGGGCGUGUGGCAGCAAUUAGAAUGUGGUUCUGCGGUUAACCGCAGAUCAAGUACCGUACUACCGGGCGGUCUCAGUUCGUAUGCCGAACGGUCUCAACAACCAGACUGAUAGUGGGGAUUCGUAUGACUAUGUAUCCGAUUUCCGUUCCAUAAGUUUGAGUCUAGGUCCCGCUGCCCAUUGAACCGCCUAAAAACAUGGCCGCCAUCAGGGACUAAUGACCAAAGUGCCGAACCAGACUUUGUACGGCAGAAAUUGCCCAUUCCGUUCGAGGGGUCUGGGCGCAAUUCGUAUAUUUAAUGUGCCCGAACCCGAGCUAUCGAAUGAAUGGUAGAAUGAACCGUUUUCUCCUCAAAAUGUUGAAGUUAUGUAUUUUUAUACGGUUUUAUGGGACCUAAUAAAAUGUGGUCUUUUGGGCGCUUGGAGAUUGUAUAACUGUUGGCCUCAUUAUCUCCAAGCUGGGCGGGUACUAAUUCAAAUGAUACAUUGUAUUGUGAUUGGUUACCUGUUUGUACUGUACCUGUAUUCCAUCAGGUCCAUAGGGGGCUGUCCUUGGGCCUGAGGAAUUGCAUAAAUUGCCAUGUUUGUGUGCCAGUAAAGUUAGUUCGUUUUGACCCUCAACUCGCAGCCUCGACUCGUGUUGUAGGGAUCUGGGAAUAUUGAUGCUCUUACACUCUCGGGGGAUAUUCUACACUUGCAGAUUCCACCAAAGGGAACUACAUUCGACUCUCUGACCACAGGAACCAGGACAUCCAAGCGAUCAACCCCCCUGCUAGACCGGGGGCAAUCGUAACAGUCUCAGUUUCCCUCUCCCCUUCAUGUGUCUCAGUUCACCCUUCACCUCCAUGUGUCUCAUACCUGCUCCCAUUCAUGUGUCUUCAUUCCCCCCCACCCCUCCAUAUGACUCAGAUCCCCCCUCCAUGUGUCUCAGUUCCCCCUCCCAGAAAAAGGAAAGUUAAAAUCCUAUGGUCCUAGAGAUCAAGGAAAAUACAUCAUCUUUGCAAAUGUAACAAUUUAGUCUAAUUGCUACUGUAUAUACUGCAGUAAAAAAAGACUAAUUGGAAAUAUAUUCUAGAUUACAGGAGUACAAUAUUCCCACUUAGAAGAUAUAGUAAUCCCUGAUGUAAGCCUUAUAAUGUGUCUCAGGAAAGAGAUGUUAAGAUUAUGCAGAUGUAAUAGAGAUUCAAGGUGCUCUGGUGUGCGCUACACAGGCUUCCACAUCCUCAAUCCAUAGCCAAAAUUUGCCUACUACCUAAAGCACUUAACAAAAAAAUCCUGUCAGACUAUAAAUUAAUGAUUCCAAGUUGGUGCUUAGUGGCAGUCUAGCAGUAGAACACUGCACUAACCAUAGCCACCAGUUUCACACUAGAGUGACUGAAGCAGGCUGGCAGUCAAAGUCUGUGUGAGUGACAAUGUAGUGUAGGUAGGCAAAUUAACUUUUUUUUUCAGAAUUUUGGCAGAACACUUGAUCGGAAUUAAAGGACCACUAUAGUGCCAGGAAAACAUACUCGUUUUCCUGGCACUAUAGUGCCAUGAGGGUGCCCCACCCGCCCGGCUCUGGGGAGAGGAAAGGGUUAAAACUUACCUUUUUUUCCAGCGCCGGGUGGGGAGCUCUCCGCCUCCGAUCCUCCCUUUCGGCUGAAUGCGCACGUGCGGCAAGAGCUGCGCGCGCAUUCAGCCGGUCUCAUAGGAAAGCAUUUGAUUUUCACAGUGAGAAUCAUGCAAGCGCCUCUAGCGGCUGUCAAUGAGACAGCCACUAGAGGAUUUGGAGGCUGAAUUAACCCUAUUAUAAACAUAGCAGUUUCUCUGAAACUGCUAUGUUUAUAAAAAAAAAAAAAAGGGUAAUCCUAGAGGGACCUUGCACCCAGACCACUUCAUUAAGCUGACGUGGUCUGGGUGCCUAGAGUGGUCCUUUAAGCUCCAAUUCUAUUAUAAACAUACCUCAACCACUGAGAGCAAAGAAGACAAUCCAUGGUAACAAAACAGUAGUACACAUCUUUAGAUUUUCCCAGGAUUAUGAUUACACAGCAAAGAUUACCACACAUAAAAUAUAAAUAUAUAAAUAUAUUUAUAUAGUUAUGCAUUUUUUCCCAUUUCAUUGUAAUAGUUUUGUAAUCACUCUAAAUAUGAUGCGCAUUAAAUAAGUAUCUUUUAAAUGACAGUGUUUUUGUCUGAAAAAUCUGCAAGCAAUAUUUUGCUGAGACAUAAGAGAUAUAAUACAGGCCGUUUGGAAGAGUUCAUAUCAGGAAAUCUUGAACGAGAAUGUAUUGAAGAACAGUGCACGUACGAGGAAGCACGAGAAGUUUUUGAAAAUGAUGAAAAAACAGUGAGUAAUUUUAUCUUUAUUUGUAUGUUUAUUCUUGUUAUUUGCUUAGCACAAAAUAUAUUUGCACUGUAAAAAUAUAAAUUGCUGCAAUGCUGGUCUACAACCAUUUUUGGCAGUUCCUACUCAUGCAAUCCAAAGCCUUUUCUUAUGAGAUUAUCCACUUACUUGGGGAAUCUAUUUCCCAGGGUUCUCGGCAGUGCCAGGUUAAAUAGGACCUUGGAAUACACCACCCGUGACAGGGAAGGGUGUAAAAACAAUGGAGUUGAUCUGACAUAUAUUACAACUAUUUUUUUUUUUUUAUUACUUGACUCCAAGUCAGCCAUAAUACAAAAAAACAUAAUUACUGUUACAGGACCACUAUAGGCACCCAGACCACUUCCACUCAAUGAAGUGGUCUGGGUGCCAGGUCCCUCUAGUUUUAGCCCUGCAGCUGAAAACAUAGCAGUUUGAGAGAAACUGCUAUGUUUCAAUGAGGGUAAUUCCAGCCUCUAGUGGCUGUCUCACUGACAGCCGCUAGAGGCGCUUCCGCAAUUCUCACUUUGAAAAUCACAGUGCGAAGACGCUGGACGUCCAUAAGAAAGCAUUGAGUAACAUCAGCAGAGGGAGGAGAGGUCACUAGCGCCAAGGGAGCCCGGCGCUGGAGAAAGGUAAGUGGCUGAAGGGGUUUUAACCCCUUCAGCCCAACAGGAGGGGGUCCCUGAGGGUGGGGGGGACCUAAUGACCCUACAAGUUUGUUUUCCUGGCACUAUAGUGCUCCUUUAAGGUCAAAUUGUGAUUUAAUCUCAUUGUUUACAUUUCCUGGAUCAGAUAAUUCAGAGAGAUUUGUUUAAAUCCUUGGUCCUUGCAAAAGGAAAAUUGUGAAAUACACAAAAAAAAAAAUAUUUCACACUUAACCACUUCACUACCUAAAUCAAUUAAAAAAUUUUUUAUUUGCAUGCAUUUUGCAGAAAUAAAUCAAAUCCAUAAAACCUCCCUCACCCUCAUUUAUACUCUAGUUAUGCUUACCAUCCUGUAGAUGAACACAUUUUUCUGCCAGAAGUCACUAAUCACUGAUAUAGUACAUGUCAAUUUGCUAAAAAUAUAAGUUCACAUCCUACUUUCAAACAGUAAGGGAGAUUUCAAUUGGUCAUAUCAUUCCUACAGUCAUUUCACUGUUAACAUUACAUUAGCAGAUAGAUUGAUACAGACUGCUAUAACAGUUUUAAAAACCUUUAUUUUAGAAAUAUAUGAUUUUACAGUAUUUGCUUUAUGUGGGCAAACAUUUUUUUUACACCCCGUUGCCAAUUUUAGUAAGCUACAUUGCUAAUAAUGCCUUCAGAGAGUUCUUACAAAUACAUAUAAACAAGAUAUUUGGCUCUUUUUAUUUAUCCAUUUUUGCCACAUCUACUAUACGUGAAAAAUUGAAUUUUUGCUUUUAUAUUACCGUUACAUUCACUGCGUGAAUUAUCGCAAAAUAAAGGAAAUUGUAUGCUGUCUAAAGUCUUUCAUUUCACAAAUAUUUGUGUAAAGGCUAAAUGAAUAAUUGAAAAAUAAAAAUUGUGUAAAUUUACAUAAUUAUAAUUUUUUAGAUUUGCUGUGCAUAUAGUAACAUGCAGUGCCACGACAGCAGUAGCAAGUAUAAUCAAACAUAGCUAAACACAGACGUGAUAUUUGAAUUAAAAGCUAAUUUUUUCACAUUUUUAUGGGUCUAGAGUAGAAAGUAAGCAUUUAAAACAGUGUAAAAGCAUAGACUAUCUCCUAAUCAGAGCAACUAAUAGUAACUGGAAUCUACUAUUUGUAAUACAAGCUACCUAAGAGUGUGUCAGUUAUGGGUUACAUUUCCAAGUUAUUAACAAGCUGUGUCUGUGCCUAAUACACUAAAACACAGAAACCACUGGGUAUGAAAUGGUAAUUAAAAGAGUUAAAAUAUGAAUGCUCAUGUUUGCAAGGUAUACUUAGAAAGUGACAUAAAUGUGAAAUGCCGUUGCCAGUCUUGUUCAGCCCACUCCGCAGGCAGGCCAUGUCAGAGAGUCCACAUUUCUGCUAGCAUUAUUCCCCCUUUCCCUGUGUAGGCCAAGCAUAUCAAACUCAAAGUUUAGCAUGGGCCACAUAAACAAGGUUUAAGUUUAUGUGGGCCGCAAAUAAAAAACAAAUAAAUAAAUUAAAUUUUCAUAGAAACGUAUGUUUAUUUUGAAAAGUACAGUAUAAAAAAACCGCAGCACCCCCCUCUACUAAACCGCAGAUCCCCCUUUACUAAAUCCCAGUCCCAUCCCCCCCAUAUACUAAAUCCCAGUAACCCCCUCUUGCCAACAAACAGACUCCACUCACAUUGCUGCUGCCAGUAUGUGACUUCGGAAUCCGGCCUCUGGUACACCGCAAAUGGCGCCAUCCACACCCAGUGCCAAAUCUGAUCCUCCCUCUAUUUUUUGAAACCCUGUGAAGGUGGAGCAUGUCGAUGUAAUGUCGGAAUGUGAAAUGGCAUUGCGUGCCUCCAUGCAACUCCAGGUUCUCCACUGUCCAGUCGCAGCCAAUGCAACACUGACCAACACAUACUCCCUGACAGACACACACACACUCACUCACUGACAGACACACACAUACAGACACACACUCACUGACAAACACACACACAGACACUGACCAACACACACACUGACAGACACACACACACACACCCAUUUACACAUUCUUGCACUCACAUCAUUUUAUUUAUUGCUCCUUAUCUUUGGGAGCUGGUGUGUGCCCUCUUCUAUCUGGAGCUCAGCCUUCCUGCUCUUCACUGGUCCCUUGCCGGUAUCACUACAGACGGCACGCACGAGGGAGCAGUGAGGAGCCGUAAGGCUGAGCUCCCUCGCUGCCGCCAGGAACCUCUCCUCCUGGCCGGGUAACUGUUAGAAGAGUAGGCACCUACAAUGUGGAGAAAGCAGGUGCCUACUCUGCUUUAACACUAAGCAUGCACUUGCAGCUCACCGGGCCGCAAAGAUAUCCAUUGUGGGCCGCGAGUUUGACAUACAUGGUGUAGGCUUUGCAGAGUGAUCAUCCGUGAGCUACACUGCUUCAGCUCAAUAUUACCCUGGCCCCAGAUCUUAAUGGGAGCUAUUGCCCAGUGUCUGUGGUUCCUUCAAGAUUGUAUGUCAGAAUUGCAGGCCCCUUUAGGGUUUCUAGGUUCUGGGCUUCCCUCUGGGUACACAGAUGGCAGUGAGGAGAUGGCUCUGAGUGGGCACCCAAUCCAUGUGCGGCACUAGUAUCUGAAGCUGCAUCUUGGAUCGGCUGUGUAUCAGAAGGGGUAAGUGCGCUGACUCGGCAGGCGAGUCGGUUGCCAGAAUCUCUGGCAGAUUCAGUUUGAUUUGAUUUUGCAUUAAAGAUGUCUCUCCAUUUCUGGCCCUCUGGUCUCUCUCGGCAUUUCAGAGGGUCCAAUGCGGCGGCCAUUUUGGUCUUGCCAAUUGGCUUCCAAAGUGACAGGGGAGUAGGCCGCUAUAGCAGUUUUAAGCUGAACCAGUGGGAAAAAGGAUAACCCACGCCGGUACAGAGAGGGGAGUGAUGGGACUGAAAGAGGUAGGCUACGAGGUGCAUGUGCCGCUUCUCCCUUCUGCCGCUAUAACCAUCUCAAUAGGCCUCAAGGAAGGAACAGGUGUCUGCUCAGCAGGGCGCUCCAGUCCAGAUGUGGUGAGCUUCGUAAACUGUUGGUAUCAGUCUCCGUUCUGGAUCUCUGGUAAUAGGUUCAACAGUUAGAAUUGCCAAAUGUUAGUGCGGUUCGUCAGGAGCUCCAGAGUAUGUGUAGUAUCCCUUAUUGUCUACAUUACAGGUCUUCGGACCUCUCACGUUCCAUACAUCUAGACAUGCAGGGACAUGAAUUUUGUGGAGUUAAUCAAGCAUGGCGACCCCAUUUUAUGGAGAAUGCAACAUGCCAUGAUAAUUGAGCAUACAUUAUAUGCUUUGUAUUAAUUGCAACAGCAUACACUAUAAUAGUUUAGAUAUCUUUUCAUACUGUAAACUAUUUAAAUGUGUUUACUUGGGCCAUUGAAUUUGUGAUUUUUUGAGCAUGCAGUAUUGAUUGAAAGAACAAGUGAUUUAUUUGCUUGUCUUUAUUUUAAAAGGAUGUAUCAAUUUGGAUGUUAAUUGCCGUAGUUUUUCUUCAUUUUUUAGUGUAUCAGGCCUUUAGCUCUAAACUGCUAUAAGCUGUAUCUUAUUAGCACUCUUACAUGAAAUCUAAUAAAGAUUUAUCUGAUUUAGUUUUGUUUGUCUAGCUGUAUUUUUUUUUACUCUUACAUUUGUUAUAUGCAUAGCCAAUAUUUUUUAAAUGGUAAAUACUAAAAUAUUAUAUUUUACAUGAUUUUGUUUACAGAAAAUGUUUAGGGAUGCCAUGCCAUCACCCAUUUGAUUGGUUUUGUAUGUUUGGUGAUAGCACUUUAGAGUAUUUCCUUUUUUUCCCCCCAUAUACAUCUAGUACCAUGGGUGUAUACAGUUGUGCUCAUAAAUUUGCAAACACUGGCAGAAAUGGUGAGAUAUUGGCAUUGAUUUUGAAAAUAUGACUGAUCAUGCAAAAAAAUUAUUUUAUUGAAUGAUAGUGAUCAUAUGAAGCCAUAUAUUAUCACAUAUUGAUAACAGAAAUCACCCAAAUGGCCCUGAUCUUUUUUAAAUACCCUUGAAUGUUUGGCAUUGUUACAGACACACAAGGUGACACAGACAGGUUAAAAUGGCAAUUAAGAGGGCGGGGCCUGACUAUCAUGGUGGAGAGUUGUGCUUUGCACAAGCUCCCACACCAUCCUGACCACUUAAGCCUAUUGCAGCCUUAUGCAGCGCAAUUGUGAAAGACAUUUGCGAGUUACCCGGUCCUCGCGACAGGGCCAUGCAGUGUUAUAGUCAGCGACCCGGUGGGUACAUACUUGUCCCCUGCUGGACAAUGCGGUUUGGUGCGCAUCGGGUGGGAGAGACGGAUCUGCUAAAUGAAUAACAAGAAAAAUGCAUAGCGCAUAACUGUGUGUAUGAAAUGAACAAAAUGUAUAAAUGACAAGUGGCCACUCACACUUUCGUUGAAGUAAGAAUGCCUUGAAAAUAAAUUUCCUUUUCAGCAUAAAUUAUUUUCCAGGAAAAGUUCUUCCACCACUUUUAAACUCUCAUGGGGCAAUUAAGAGGUGUGUGCUCAAAAAGAAAAAAUAUAUAGAACUGUAGUACACAUUUAAAAAUGUAGAAAAAAUAAUUUAAUCACUUACAUCUAAAUAUAAAACAAUGGAUGUAUUCUCACUGUCACCACCAGGGGUCCUACGCGUUUCGUCCGUAUGUAGGACUUCCUCAGGGACUUCAGUGACCAGAAAUGACCGCAUACAAAUGAACAAUAUAAAAAACCCUUCCCUCCUCCACCCUUUAUACCCCUCAAAAUGUUCACAAAACUCUUUAUUCGAUCCAGGUGUUUUCGGUCCGGCGGCCGGUUUCUAUGACGUCAUCCUAUGCGCCCGUCCAUCUCGCAUGCGUUCCACCAUGCGUUCCACCGCCGAAACCCGGAAGUACUCAAAAUCCUCAAUUCACAAGUCACACAUCUUUUUCUUUUACAGAGUCUCUUUCAAGAGGCAUAAAUUCAGUAUAUAUGGACCGGAGGCAGAAAAAAAGAGAGUGGGGGAAGGUUACACACUUCAAAUGGCACUACAGAAUUCUAAUUACAUGGAAGUUACUCAUAAUACACCAAACUCAAUUCUAAUAAAACUUAUACAAACUGUAUAAAUAUAUAAAAUAAAUUAAAGGUUAAAUAAAUUAAAUAAUAAUUAAGGAAAAAAAUAUAAAAAUAUAAAUAAAAAUAAACAAUAAAAAUAAAAUAAUGAAUAAUAACAUUAAAAAAUAUAUAUAAAAAAAUAUAUAUAAAAAAUAUAUAUUUUUUUAUAUAUAUUUUUUAUAUAUAUUUUUUAAUGUUAUUAUUAUUCAUUAUUUUAUUUUUAUUGUUUAUUUUUAUUUAUACGCGUAGGACCCCUGGUGGUGACAGUGAGAAUACAUCCAUUGUUUUAUAUUUAGAUGUAAGUGAUUAAAUUAUUUUUUCUACAUUUUUAAAUGUGUACUACAGUUCUAUAUAUUUUUUCUUUUUGAGCACACACCUCUUAAUUGCCCCAUGAGAGUUUAAAAGUGGUGGAAGAAAUUUUCCUGGAAAAUAAUUUAUGCUGAAAAAGAAAUUUAUUUUCAAGGCAUUCUUACUUCAACGAAAGUGUGAGUGGCCACUUGUCAUUUAUACAUUUGGUUCAUUUCAUACACACAGUUAUGCGCUAUGCAUUUUUCUUGUUAUUCAUUUAGCAGAUCAUCCCCUUUUUUGCUACAUAUAUGAUGUCCUGACCAAGUUGGACAAGAUAUUUGCAGCAUACACUAACCUGCUCUACAGCAAACAAAUGAACCAGCCUUUUUAAGAGAACCACUGCACUCCCUACGAAAGACCGUGGCUCUGGCAGCUGGGAAUGGCCUAUUAUGGUGGCAGAUCCUAUCACUCCUGCACAAGAGGACACAGACAGGAUGUGUGGUGGCACAAGGCUAUAAGUAUGCGGUAAGCCUGAAGAACAGAGGGGACUUGUUUUGUUUUAUCUCUAUUGUCCUCCAUAAGUUUCUGUGCUUUUGCCUUGUGUACCACUUACUACUGUUAUUGUCCCACUGCCAUGGGAGCCUCCUAGGGAAUUAAUCUAACUUGAACUAGUCACUCUGCCUUAGUUAUUAAGCAUUGCACUGGCUUCAUAACCUUGACUUUAAUAUACUAUUCUAUAUAUACCUUUCCCUGUGGAAGAGCUAAAGUCCCACUUAACGUCUAGAUAUGUAUAGCGAGCCUCUCUACGUUUUAGUAUUAAAAAAUAAAAAAUGUGCAGAACUGUCGAAAUGCCCUGCAAUUGUUUUGCAUUGACCUAUGAUUGCUUGCAAUAGCUGUUGUGGCAUCGCAAGCCUGUUUGUUCUACCAUGCACAGCACAAAUUAAGAUUUUUUAUUUUUUUUAAAUGGCAAUUAAAGGUUAAUUUCCCACACCUGUGGCUUUUUAAAUUGCAAUUAGUGUCUGUGUAUAAAUAGUCAAUAAGUUUGUUAGCACUCACAUAGAUGCACUGAGCAGGCUAGAUACUGAGCCAUGGGGACCAGACAAGAACUGACAAAAGACCUGAGUAACAAGGUAAUGGAACUUUAUUAAGAUGGAAAAGGAUAUAAAAAGAUAUCAAAAGCCUUGAAAAUGCCUGUCCGUACUGUUCAAUCACUUAAAGGACCACUCUAGGCACCCAGACCACUUCAGCUUAAUGAAGUGGUCUGGGUGCCAGGUCCUUCUAGGGUUAACCCAUUUUUUCAUAAUUAUAGCAGUUUCAGAGAAACUGCUAUAAUUAUGAAUGGGUUAAGCCUUCCCCCUAAUCCUCUAGUGGCUGUCUCAUUGACAGCCACUAGAGGCGCUUGCGUGCUUCUCACUGUGAUUUUCACAGUGAGAGCACGCAAGCGUCCAUAGGAAAGCAUUGUAAAUGCUUUCCUAUGCGACGGGCUGAAUGCGCGCGCAGCUCUUGCCGCGCGUGCGCAUUCAGCCGGCGGGGGUAACGGAGGCGGAGAGGAGGAGGAGAGCUCUCCGCCCAGCGCUGGAAAAAGGUAAGUUUUAACCCCUUUCCCCUUUCCAGAGCCGGGCGGGAGGGGGACCCUGAGGGUGGGGGCACCCUCAGGGCACUAUAGUGCCAGGAAAACGAGUAUGUUUUCCUGGCACUAUAGUGGUCCUUUAAGAAGUGGAAAAUUCGGGGAUCUCUUGAUACCAAGCCAAAGACAGCUAGACCAAGAAAUAUUCAGCCACAAUUGCCAGAAGAAUUGUUCAGGAUACAAAGAAAAACUCACAGGUAACCAAAAAAAUACAGGCUGCUCUGGAAAAAGACGGAGUAAUUGUUUUAAGGAGUACAAUACAAUGAUACUCGAACAAAAAUUAGCUGCAUGGUCGAGUUGCUAGAAAGAAGCCUUUACUGCACCAAUGCCACAAAAAAAAAAAAAAACAGUUACAAUAUGCAUGACAACACCUUAAAACACCUCACAGCUUCUGGCACACUGUCAUUUGGAGUGACGAGACCAAAAUAGAGCUUUAUGAGCACAACCAUAAGCGCUAUGUUCUCCUGACCUUAAUAUCAUUCAUGCAAGACGGCCAAAGACUUUGCAUGACCUGGAGGCAUUUUGACAAGAUGAAUGGGCAGUUAUACCACCUGCAAGAAUGAGGGGCCUCAUAGACAACUAUUACAAAAGAUUGCAUACUGUCAUUGAUGCUAAAGGGGGCAAUACACAGUAUUAAGAACUAAGGGAAUGAAGACUUUUAAACAAGGGUCAUUUCAUUUUUUUCUUGUUGGCAUGUUUUGUUUUACAACAAUUAAUAUUGUAAGAAUUAAAAGUUUUAUUUCUAGAAAAUUUGUGGAAAAUAUGUUUUUGGCCCCCAUUAGUGUAAGGUUAAUCAAAAUGUAGAUUUUCAAUUGUUGUACAGUUCCCCCAAUGACAGCUGGGAAUCUAUCAUUUGUCCAUACAUGCAGGGUUGUUUUUGUAUGGAGUGUGUGAAUGAAGAGGUGUAUUUGUGUGUAGUAUUGGUAUGAUGUUUUUGCAUGUAGUAUUGGUGUUUGAAUUUUAUUGUGUGUUUGUGGGCGUUUCAAUGCUGCGAUGUUUGCAUUGGCACACAUACAGAUACCCAGAUACACAUGUACACUGAAUGUAAUGGUGUGUUUGCAUGUUUGCAGUACUGGCAUUAGAAUGCAGUGGUAUGUUUUUGUCUAGUGUUUGAAUGCACUGGUUUAUUUAUUUAUUUUAUUUUUGUAGUGCUGGUGUUUGAAUGCAGGGGUCUAUUUGUGUAUAAUGUAAUAUACACACAGCACCAGGAAAAUGUGGACUAUACAAAUUGUGUGUAGGGACCCUUAAUAAGAAACAUUUAUAUAAUACUAGAUUGUUUUUUCUUAACCUUUUCUAUAAUACUCAUUGUUAAUUUGAUUAAUAGAUUAACAGUUAAAAAUGUUGGAAUUAAAUGGACAUUCAUCACUUUGAGAAAAUGUCUCGUUCAAACGUUUUAGCUUUGGAUGAGACAGUUACACUUUGCAGGAUUAAAAAGGUAGCAUUGUUUCUUCAUAUUUACCCACAUGUUCUUACUUAUACUUUCCACACCCACACCAACAGGGACACUGAUCUAACCAAUCAGUGUCCUAUCCCUAGGAAUGCUGUAAAAGUGUACAUUUCAACAUCCUGAGAGGGGGAGAAGAGUGGAAGUCUGAUCAGUGUGAUUCAUGUAGAGCAGGCACUUGUGUCAGGUUUCUCUCUUCCUGAUGGGUUAGUCAGUGAAUUGAGAAUAUGGUGUUUCCUAGUCACCUAGACUGGUUUAGUGGGUGGUAAGAGAAACUACCAUAUACCAGAGGCGUGCCCAACAAUGCAACUAAGUAUGUUUAUAAGUUUACAAACAUUUCUUAUAUACUUUUCAAAGUUUUUCAAUCUUUAUUUUGGUUUGUAUAUUUUUUAAAAGUGUGUUGUUUUAAAAGAAAAAGCCACGUGAAGCAUGUCUGUUUAAUUACACCAUAUUCAUGAAAAGAUGCUGAGUUCAAAUGAAUAAAAAUUAAUGAAAAUAGCAAAAACGAAACAAUACUUAUUUAUCCAAAAUCAUACCAAUAUUUUAUUUUAUGCAUACUUCAUGUAAUAUCUGCAUUCAUACUUUUACUGAUAUGAUGUUUUAUUCAUUUAAUAUUUUUCAGUUGGAAUUUUGGAAGCAGUAUAUUGGUAAGAGCUUUAUAUUAAACGCAAUAUUUUGAGAAGAUUGUCGUUAUUCCUGCAUGUAGUGCUAAUGAAAAUGUUUUAUAACAGACAGUUGUACUCACUAUAUUGUUAUUUUAUGUAAAAUGGUUUAACCAUGCUUAGGAUGAUAAUUAAAAUGUGUCUUUAUAUGAAAUAAGCAUCCAGCUGCUAUUGUGAGAUAAAAUGGUUCACAUUCUCAGUAUAGGAGAAGGGAUAAAUUAUAUGCUGUUACUUAUUGUAUGCUAACAGUCAACCCACAACCAAUAAUAACAAGCAGAAACAUUCUACACAUAAUAUUUAAAUUAAUUUUCACUAAUUCAAUUUUGCCGAAGUAGACCAGAGAUGUAGAGUUGUUCAGGCGAAAAUCCAAGGAUGCUUUGGGCAUUUAUUAAAAUUAAUUUAAAGGCCAAAUUUACACAAUGCCAAGGUAUGCUUUCACUGAAUGAGCAUUUUUUAUUUUUAUUUAGUUUCCCCCUCUUUUCUCAAAUUCAUUCCCUAAGCCAUUAAGUCCAACUGACGUUAUUAGAUUUUGCAAAUAUAUUUUACUGGUAAAUUUCUUUAACUGGAUUAGAGAUGCUUCCUUUAGAAAUUUAGCUGCCACAUUUUAAAUAGUUUUGGUUAAUGAAAUAUCAAUAUUGAAUAUCAUUAAAUAUUCAUAUACCUCUUUAUUCUGGAAAUAAAAAACAUAAACGUAGUGUAUAUUUUUAAUAACCAAUAAAACUCAUACAAUUGUCAAACUGGCUUUUACCAAAGCACUUUCUCUUAGUCAUGACUUUCAGGUGAUGGAGAGCAUCCCACAAGGCACAGGGUAAUGGCCUUCUUGAUACUUUUUGAUUAAACCCCCACAGUGCCACCUAUAGUGUGACUUAAACACACAGCACCAUAACCACUACACACUGUCAUGAUUAUGAUACCAGGAGUAUCCUGGCUUGGUUCCCCAGUAACAGGGCCAGCAAUUAGGAAUUAUUUGUCUAUUUACAUAGGCUGCAGAAGAUGGAAGUAAGUCCAGUUGUCAUCCACUGACUGAGAAAGUCUGAUUCCAGUCAAUAAAUGGCACACUCUCAAUGAAUAUAUUUACAGAAUUGACAUUAGCCAGUCCCAAUGGUGCAGCCAGAGAUAGGGUUACACAUCUGGCAGCAGAGGGGUUAAACUCCUUAUGUGUUAACAUAGUUACAUAGCUGAAAAGAGACUUGCGUCCAUCAAGUUCAGCCUUCCUCACAUAUGUUUUUGCUGUUGAUCCAAAAGAAGGCAAAAUAAACAAGUCUGAAGCACUUCCAAUUUUGCAACAAACUAGGAAAAAAUUCCUUCUUGACCCCAAAAUAGCAGUCAGAUGUCUCCUUGGAUCAAGCAGCUAUUACCCCACUACGGUAAUUAGAAAUGAUAUCCCUGUAUGUUAUGUUUUUGCAAGUAUUUAUCCAAUUGCAGUUUAAACAUCUGAUGGACGCUGAUAAAACCACCUCUUCAGGCAGAGAAUUCCAUAUCCUUAUUGCUCUUACUGUAAAAAAACCUUUUCUUUGUCUUGGAUUAAAUCGCCUUUCUUCCAGCCAAAAUGUGUGACCUUGUGUCCUAUGUAUAGCCCUGUUUAUGAAUAGAUUUCCAGAUAAUGGUUUGUACAGGCCACGAAUAUAUUUGUAUAAUGUUAUCAUAUCCCCUCUGAGGUGCCGUUUUUCCAAACUAAAGAGAUUAAAAUUUUUUAACCUUUCUUCAUAACUAAAAUGCUCCAUUCCUUUUAUCACUUUUGUAGCUCGUCUCUGCACUAUUUCUAGUGCCUUGAUAUCCUUCUUUAGAACAGGUGUCCAAAAUUGCACAGCAUAUUCAAGGUGUGGUCUUACCAGUGAUUUUUAAAAAGGCAAAAUUAUAUUUUCAUCCUGAGAAUUUAUGCCCCUAUUUAUACAUGACAAAACCUUACUGGCCUUAGCAACUGCAGAUUGACAUUGUAUAUUGCUGCCUAAUUUGUUGUCUAUAACAAUUCCCAAAUCCUUCUCGUGUGUGGUUAUCCCUAAUUCACUACCAUUUAAGGUGUAAGUUGCUUGUGAAUUCUUGACCCCGAGGUGCAUAACUUUUCAUUUCUCUACGUUAAAUUUCAUCUGCUGUUUUAGUGCCCUGUCCCCCAAUCUAUCCAAAUCAUUCUGCAGCAAAGCAAUAUCCUGCUCACAUUGUAUUACUUUACAAAGUUUUGUGUCAUCUGCAAACACUGAAAUAUGGCUUUCAAUGCCUAUUUCAAGAUCAUUUAUAAAUAUGUUAAAUAGAAGCGGUCCCAAAACAGAACCCUGAGGGACACCAUUUACCACUUUUGUCCAGCCUGAAAAUGUACUAUUAAUGACAACUCGUUGUACUCUAUCCUUAAGCCAAUGUUAUACCCAAGAACAAGAAUAAUCAUCUAGACCAAUUUCUUUUAGUUAGAAGACUAACCUAUUGUGAGGAACCGUAUCAAAUGCCUUGGCAAAAUCCAGUGUUUCAAAGUGAAACGCUGCACAUACAGGCUCCGUGUACCAUAACAACUUCAAAUCACUGAAGUGAAUGUAACGUUUAAUAAAAGGUUGCCAUGUAACUGGUAAGUCCCAAAAGAUAAACAAAAAUAUACUUGAAAAUCUAUGCCACUUCAACACACCAUGUAGUUUAUAUGAUAUGUCAUACCUGUACAACCUGCAGUAAUUAUGAUGGCUGCCAUGACAGUUUAAUGCCAUGUACUUAUAGUCUACAUAUAUUUUUCUACUAACAAAAGUGCACUUUUUUCAUUUUUCUCUGUGACGUAUUUGAGGAUUACCCAUGUUUGUGCGGAAAAGUCCAGCACGAGGGUUACAUCUCAUUGGAUGAUUUUAAAAAUCUGAAUCACGACUGGAACAUUCCUCCUUUUUUUGCAAAUUUUUUAAAUUUAUUUUUUUAUUAUUUUACUCAGAGAUGGGGCAACCCUUGUGAAUGGGAUGACAUAUCACAUUCGUUAAUCUAUUUUACAUCAAUGUUUUACCAUAUAGCUGGGUUGCUACUGGGUAAUGGGAGAUCCAGAUGACUGUUUCUUUUCUUUUAUACAUUUAAUUACAAUUAGGAAGUAGUUCAGGAUCUAUUUAUGAAUGCAUCCCUGAGCAGUUCUUAAACUAUCUGGAGCUGUUUUAGGGGUCACUCGGGCUGAUUCAGAUGGAACCAUUUCAGAACUUAUCCAGAUAAUUUAAGCUAACUGUAUUCAUCUAAUAAGUCCCAGUACAGCUUGUGGUUUUCUUUUUAUUUUGCAAUGAAUAUAUAAUCAGAAUAAUACAAACCUGUCUCAAAACUUGUGAGGUAGAUAAUGCCAUCAUUAUCUCUUAAAGAGUUUUCAGACAGAACAAUAUUUAGAACACAAUAACCUUUUAUUGCUGGAUACAUUUCAACUUUAAUAUUUUGCAAGAUUAUUUAAUAUACUUUUAUGCAUAUGCAGUAAAGAGCAAAACAUUCAUCAGACACCUGUAUCUCAAAUCCCCCAUUAAAUAGUAAGGAUUUAUUGGAUCAUGUGGAGCAUUGAAAUGAGUUUUGGGUACAUUUAUAUGCACAAAGGAAAAUCCAUUGCCUAUAGUUAGGAAAGAUAUAGAUAUUGCUGUUCUGCACAUAUACAUAUAUCCAGCAGAGAAACUAAUACAAAGAUCUUAUUUUAUGUGAGAACAAAGCCUCUCUGCUUUGUUCUCAAAAAGCACAAUUUAUGUAAUAAAUCAUUUUGAUAGAAACACAAAUGCUUCAAACACACACUUUACAUGUAAAAAGGUUUCGCUAAUAAUUGAAUUGCACAAGAUAAUGGUUGUUUGAUUAAGAUAUCACUGUAGGAAUGAAAGUGUUUUAGACCAUGUAAUUAACUGAAAUUUGGCAAAGCCAUCAUCUUUUCUGAUGUACAGCAGUCACUGUAAAUAUUUCCAAUUUAUAAGGUCCUAAAAAUAGGUAAUAAUUAUCAAGUAUCACAUUAAUGCUCCUGGGUUAUUUUUAUACACAAUGAAUGGAAGGAUAUUAUUUUUUAUUGCUAUAGAGACUACCUACUAUACUUUCCAGUAUAUAUGCUUGAUGCUUUGAUAGCCAGGAGUUAUUUUGCAAAUGCCUAAAUUAGUGACCUUUAGCCAGCAUAGAUAAGAUGCAUGUGAGGUAUGAUACUUCAUCAGAAAUUAGCUUUGUUAGGCAGAUCUCUUUUCUAUUGUAAGAUAAGAAGCAAAACAGACAUUGAUGGCGGGCAAGAACAGAAAAUAUUGUCUUUAAAUCUUCACCCCUGAAUGGUAUAAACCGAAAGAAAAAAAUCACAGCCAGUUGUUUUGCUUCAUCUGUGAGCUAAAAAGUAACCUGUGAAGAAAUUUACUUUGUAUGAGCUAUUCGAUUAAACACAUUAAAAUACCUUACCGCUGGUUAAAACAUGGCAGGCUGUACUAGAGUAUUGGUUAAAAUCUCCUCUUUGAUGCCGCUAACAAAUAUUUUGUCAUCUAUGAUACGUAGUGAUGUCGCGAACCGUUCGCGAACUUCCCGCGAACGGCUCGUGGCAAACUCCGGUCAGCUGACACAUCCCGGCCAAUCUCCAGCAGACCCUCCCUCCCAGACCCUCCCACCUCCUGGACAGCAGACCCUCCCACCUCCUGGACAGCAUCCAUGUUGAAGCUGCCUUCAACAUGGAUGCUGUCCAGGAGGUGGGAGGGUCUGGGAGGGAGGGUCUGCUUGAGAUUGGCCGGGAUGUGUCAGCUGACCGGAGUUCGCCGCGAACGGUUCGUGGCGAACCGCGGCGAGCCGUUCGCGGGAAGUUCGCGAACGGUUUGCGGCAUCACUAAAUACGUUUUAUUGCUGCAGAUGCUGCCCAGAAGUGUAGAUGUACAUUAGUGUAUUUGCAAAGCCAUGUGAACACAUAACAUAGCCAGCCACAAUUAAAUAUUUAUGACCAUGGAUGUCACUGGAUUUACUCUCACCUCUUCACACGUCAUAGUCUAACUCCCAGAAUAUAUAUACCCAGAACAUGAGAAUGACAAUAUUUGUGUGGUUAGCACCCCUUAUCUAGCAAUGGCUAUGCUUGUCAUCACACAUGGUGAUCAACUACAUUUUACAACAUAUGCACCUGGUAAAGGACCUAAUACUUCCUGUAGCCAGUAUAUCAAAUAAACACAUGUAUUUAAAGGAACACUGCACUCCCCAAAUACAAGAAAUUAAAAAUCACUGAGCAUCUAUUAAGCUAUUCAUUUUUUCAUUGGGAAUAUAUCUAAAAACUGCUUUCAAAACCUGCAGUUCUCCUGUCUGCAGCCUUUGCAAGCCUUCCCCUUCUAACCCCAUCCAGACUUUCUGUGCAGCUCAAUGAGACGUCUUUCCAAGACAGGUGCUCUGAGCAAUUGCUGCCUCUUGAAUGUCUCUCCACUGAGCUAAACAACCAGAAAGCCACAGGAUUGACAGUCAGAGGGUGUAAAAAGGUUAAUACAUACAAAAACAUAAUCUAAUUUCUACUGAAAUAUGCACUUUUUUUUAAAAUUGAAAAAAGGUAACAUAGUCUUCACACACUUCAGAAAGCUAAAUAGCUUAUGAGGCCUGGAGUGUCCCUUUAAAAGUAAAGACUUUUGAGUUGAGUGUUAAAUAUAUUUCUUAAACAAAAAUUUUCAUCAAAUUUGAACUUCUAAUUUUUUAAAAGUUUAUUACAUUUAAUGAAAUGUUGUGCUAUUUUUACAUUUUUUGUUUUUAAUUUUUGAGAAUUUUUUCACUUUGCUCUGUUUUCUUGAUGAAACCACAGCAGCAGACAAGUUAUUUUUGGCAGUAGUUAGUCAGAUAACAGUAGUGUCUGAUCCAACAUGGCUAGUCAUCCAGAUAACCAGAUAAAAAGUGAAAAGUUUAAAAAAAAAAAAAUAGAAAAAAAACCAAUGUACAUAUUAUAUAUAUAUAUUUUUUUUAAUUAAAUGUAAUAAAGUUUUUAAAAAACAAGAAAUGAAAAUCUGACAGUUGUCCUUCAAUGAUGCAUUAAUAUAUAAUUAUUAUUAAGAAAGGGAUUAUACAAAAGUUUAGAUCAGGGAUGCACCAAAAUUUUCAGCCUAAAAUGGCUCAAAUCAGCCGAAAAUCAGGCAUAGUGACUUGUCAGGUCCUCGGUCAAUGACCGAGGACCCGAUAUUGGCAGGGGCCCGGUAGCUUGCCCUGUGUGCCGCCGGGUGCGAGGGAGAGAGCCAGUACAGUCUGCAGACUGUGCUGUAACAUUUAAACCCCUGCACACCUAAAACUCUAUCAGUUCCCUCACCGGUAGCUCCCAAGCCGCCUCUUGGAACCGAUGCAAAUCAUCAUUGCCGCUGUCAGUCAUGUGCUCUGCUCCUGGGUGCUGCCAUUUUGCAGCCGGGUCACGUGUCUGUUACAGGACAACACACCACAGUUGCACUACUGUGUACUCGGAAGUGACAUGUGAGCAGUGGUAAAUUACAGCCCGGUGGCCGGUGAGCUCAUAAAUUAACUUAUUAUAUUCUGCCUGUAGCUGCCAAUAUGCCCAGACUGCUGAUGGAGUGUUUUGUCCUAGUACCCUGCAUUUCUAAAUCUGCUGAGUGCUGACAGAUUUCAAAAUUACCAGAUCCAUGGGAGUUAGGACCUAUUUUUUGCUGGGCAGUGCUUCAAAAUGCAGGACUGUCUGAGCAAAUUCGGAACUGUUGGCACCUAUGUUUGCUACUUCCUGGAGGUUUAUUAUUAAUCAGUAUUCCCCUUCAAUCCCCCAUCAGCUGGCCAGACAGUGUGCUCCUCACCGUGUGCACUGAUGCCUAUACCAUCAGUGACAUCUGGUAUCUGUCAUGUUUUUAGUUGGACAGAGAUUAACGGGCAUUAAAUGAAUUUAAUAGAAAAUCAUCAUCAUUUCAUGAAAUCUAAAGUGAAUUGGAAUCUAAAUAGCACAAAUAAAUCAUUAGAUAAAGGGAAAAAACUAUUUUAAAAGCAUUUGGGGAAAAAGUCAUUUUCGGUUUCGGUUUUCGGCCAAGGGCAUCCUGAAUUUUCGGUUUCGGCCCAGAAUUUUCAUUUCGGUGCAUCCGUAGUUCAGAUUAUGCAACAGUUCAGAUUAUGUAUUGCUGCUGUUGAUCCAAAAGAAGAAAAAAAAAUCUAAAUUUUAAGUGAUUUAAAAUUUUUAGACAAUUACAGUCAGAUUUUUCCCUGAAUCAACAAGUUAUCUCUGAAUUUUCAACAUCUGGAUGUUUUCUUUGGGGAAAAAAAAAUGGUUAACGGUGUCUUUUAAAACAACUUUUUUAGGCAGAGAAUUCCACAUAUGUAUUGGUUGUUUGGUAACGAAUAACAUCCUCUGCCAUAGAUGAAAUUUCCUUUAUUUAAGUCUAAAAGAGGGACCUUGUGACCCUUGUAUGGUCCUAUUAAUGAACAGGUUACCAGAGGUUCAUUCCUAAUUGCACCUGUUACAGGUUACCAGAGAGGUGUUUCUGCUGGCCCUUUAUAUAUUUGUAUAAUGUUAUCAUAUCAUACACCUUUUGAUUUGCCUUUUUUAAGUAAACUAGUUCAGCUUUUGUUUUUUUCUUUUUAGUAGAGAAGAGAUCUGCUGCUUUUGCAAACUGUUUUAGAUAUCCCCAAUGAAAAAGAUGCAUAAUUAAAUGCAUGCAUGUUUUCAUGUUUUUAUUUUCACUUUUUGUCACAGACGGAGAUCAAUGUCUUUCAAGUCCAUGUAUGAAUGGAGGAGUUUGCAAAGAUGAUGUUAGUGCCUACCUUUGCUGGUGUCAGCAAGGAUACACAGGAAGGAACUGUGAACUGGGUAAGUGAAAACAGUUAGUAUGUAUACUAAUUCUAGAUACAUGAUGGACAUAUGAUAACCUAUUCCUCACCAAAUGCAUUGAGCUGUUUCAAAAUUAAGUAUUUAAAUCAUCCAUGAAAGGCUUCUUAGUUUCUCAUGAAAUCAAAUUAAACUGGUUGUUUCUUGAAUAUGUAGAAAAGGUAACAAGAAUAAUGUGGUUUCCAGAAUUGUGAAUUGGUAGUAAGAAAAUUCUGCAGUCGCAAAUGAGUUUGGCCAUAAGGUGGGCACACAGGACCAAGUGCAGUUCAGAGGUUAUAAAGUGAAAAUCAAAUUAAACAUAGUUAUCAAGAGACUGUGAUUGGUAUUUGUGGUGGUAUAUCUUCAAGAAGAUGGGUUAUCACCUUCCUUUCCCAGUGAAUACAGCUCCAGAGUGAUUAUACCCUCCUGCACGAAGUACCACUGUCUCAACCAAACACUAGUCGAGAUGUAGUGAAGGGAUAAGAACUGUUUUGAGACAAGCACACAGAUUUAUAUCCAGCAUGGGGUCUUCAUUCAUUGCAGUACAAACCCGCCCAGGCGCCUCUGUGUCUAGGAGAUAAUUGUGUUAGCUCUCGGUUAAAUUGAUUAUAUCUUGGACACAGGGAGAGCAACACACUAAACACAGAAAAACACAGGUAACAAUGACAAACACCCCCAAAUGCCAUGCAUUCCCAGAAAGGUCUCUCUGGAGCUCCUGGUCUGUCCAAAAGGCUCCCGGAUUGGAUGUGCCUAGUGUGAACUCAAUGGAAGUACAAAGUUCAGUUGGACGCGGCUAGCCUACAAUCUGGCACAGAGUUCGAGUGCUGGCUAGAGUUCCUCAGUCACUUAAAUACAGUGCUUUCCGUGAGUAUAUGGAGCUCCCCAAAGUCUGUGUCAUUCGAUGCUUUUCCACCUCCUCUGUUAACCCUUCAAAAAGUGCCCAGAUAGAUGCACUUGGGACCAUAAGUGCUCUAUUUAAAGUUUUAGUGGAUCGCAGAGACUAUGUGAUCCGCUUUAGAGUUCCACGCUGAUUUAGGGUUGCUCCUGGUCAGGCGCACCAUGUACGCUUUGUGGCAAAAGACAUGCAGUUCUAAGUAGUCAGGGCGGGCCGCUGAUGCUGAGAGAUAUGGGUUGAAUGGUUAAUCCAUAGUGUUAUAGUUUUUUUAAAGGAGGUGAGGGUAUAGGGGGCCAUGUACCUAGCCUAGGGGACCCAACGGUCUGUCAUACUAUUUAAGGGGAACUAAAUAUAAAUGGAGGAAGGGGUUUGAGGGUAAUGCUGUUAUCAUGAAAUGUGUAAAUAUAGGAGGUGAGGUCCAUUGAACAUCUGCAAUACUCAUAAUUUCCUAAUUUGACAAUUAAGCUUCAUGUUAUAACUCUGGUAUCUUUCAAAUUUUAAUAUAUUUAAUUCCCACUACUCUCAGUCUGAGACACUAUUGCUAAACAGCAAUACCUGUGCUAUACUAACACUAAACAUUAUCCCCUACAGUACUCAAGCACUCAUACUAAAUCUAACCUAAAACAAAGUGUGAAUUAUGGGAAAUGAAUGUCAUCUUGGUGUUCUGGAGACAUUUUUUUGUUGUGUGUUACAAUUCCUCCAGAACCCCUUUACACAGUUUACUGUACUGUAUCCUGAUUAACACAGGCUAGACUACAUGAAAGACAUUAUUUUACAGAAUUUGUCUUCUCUCAUUUUCAAGGCCAAAUAUGUAAGUAAUAUAUCGGAGGAUAAAGAGGACACAUGACUGUAGAAGGUGGAGGAGCAAAUGUGAAUAGGAUGAGAGUUAUUAGAGACAGUGUUUAGGCUUUUGGGGAGGUGGGAAAUAUAACUAUGGUGGGAAUGUGGAAAAGAAUGUGGAUGGGAUAGUAGUGAGGUAAAAACAAAUGUCUGAGGUGGAGUGGGAGAAGAAAAUAUUCUUUACAUGUGAGGGUAAAUAUGUGUGAAAUGUGACUGGAUGUGGGGGGCAUGUGACAGGAUGACAGGAUAUCACAGAGGAUAUGUGGUUGAUGGUAAUGGAGAAAUUGUGACUUUGUGAAAGUCAAAAAAUGACAAAUCAUCAAAUUCAUGUAUAGCCAUUCACAAUAGACCAACAAAACACACACAAAUCCACUAAAAGACACAUAGUAAAACAAACAGAUUCUGACAGUCUCAUAUUAAACAAACUCACAUUUACAGUUCAAUAAAAAUACUUGAACACUUUUGGCUAGCCUAUAAAACACAGCGUUAUUCAGAAUCACACAGUAAAGCACAGGUGGACUCUCAACCACGCAGUAAAACACAGAGACUCUCUUACAGCCCCACUUGUAGAAACACAGACUUGCAGCCUAUUUACAGCCACAUUAAAAAGCUCAUAAACCUAUCCACAGCAAUAAUAAAUACAAUAUCACAUCUGCAGUCAAAUCCACAGAUCCAUUCACAGCUACUACAUGCAUUGCAUGGUCGUAUUUAUGAGGACACUGGAUUUGUGUAUGUGAAUAUAGGGGUGUAUCUUUCAAGAGCACAUGCAAAUGAGAAAGAUAGGGUUUAUCCGAGUAGAAUGUCUGCAUAUAUCUGAAUGCAGGAAUAUGUUUGUGUGGAGGUUUAGCAUGUGUGAAUGCAGUGGCAUUUCAAUUCUUAGUAUCAGUGUUAAUGUGUUAUGAAGUACAUAUAUGUACAGUUGCAAUCAAAAUUAUUCAACCCCCCAUUGGAAAAUCGGGUUUAUUGUCAAAAUGCACAGAAUUUCAGCUGUUUACAAUGAACAAAUCAAGCAAAAGCUAUUGAAAUAGCUCAACACAAUGAAUAUGCUUUGGUUUCCACAAAUUCAACUGAAAAUGCAACUUAGAAUGACAUCUUCAGUCUCAAAAUUAUUCUACCCCUUCAUGGCAAGCAUUUUUAGUACUUAGUAGUUUUGCUGUUAUGACCUGCUGCAAACGUGAUGCAGUGCCAGAUACCAGCUUCUGGCAGUGUUUCUGAGCAAUUUUUGCCCAUUGCUCGUGAGCAAUUGCCCCCAGUUUAGUAGGUUUGCAUGUUGCAACCGCCUUCUUCAAAUUUCACCGGAGAUUUUCUAUGGGGUUCAAGUCAGGUGACCGUGAUGACCACUGUAGAAUUUUCCAGGACUUAUUUUGCAAAGAAGCCUUGGUGGAAUUUCAGGUGUGCAUGGGAUCAUUGUCUUGUCGAAAGGUCCAAUGAAGCCCAAGCUUCAGCUUCCUCACAGACAGAUGGACAAUAUCUCCUAGGAUAGUGUUAUUUUCAGAGUAUGUGUCAUUCUUCUUCCUCCAGACAUACCAAUGAUCCAUUUGGCCGAAAAGUUCCAGUUUUGUUUCAUCUCGCCACAGAACAGAAUCCCAAAACUUCUGUGGUAUAUUUAUAUGAUUUUGAGCAUAUUGGGGCCAACAUUUCUUGUGCUUUUUGGUCAGUAGUCGUUUACAUCUUGGCGUUCUGGCAUGGAAACCUCAUGCAUUAAGUACGCACCUUACUGUGCUCACUAAAAACCUCUUUGCCUGUUGCCAUCAAGUCUGGCUGUAAGUCUUUUGCAGUCACUCUAAGGGCUUUUCACAUAAUUUUGAGACUAGAGAAGCCAUUGUAAGUUGCAUUUUCAGCUGAAUUUGGAAAAACCACUUGAAGCAUUUGUUGUGUUGAGCUACAUCAAUUGCUUUUAUUUGAUUUGUUCAUUGCAAACAGCUGAUCAUUUUGCUCACAACUGUAAAUGUGUCAUGUAUGUGAAUGCAUGGGUGUGUAUGUGUGUUUAAAUGGAGGAAUGUAUUUUUGUGGACCUCUCACCUCCACCCCCACCGUUAUUCUCCAUUUCUCCACCUUACAAUUGUCUUUUUCUUCACCUUUUUUAAAAAUAUUUCUCUCUCAAGCUAUCCCCCAACAUGUAUCCAUGGUCUCAAUUUAAUUAGAGCUGAUAGGGCUCCCGAUAAGCUUUUGAUUAGUUUUUGAUCAAUAAAAAUUGCCAAUUUUAAAGGCUUACAGAAAACAUAAAUAUUGGUUUGAAUAUUGAAACUGAUACCUAUAUUUUACAUUGAAAAUACUGGAUUAGGUAUUUUCAUUUAAUUUACACCUGAUAAAAGACCUUAUCGGAUUCAAUGUCUUUUUCACUUUUUACCUUCUAGUGGGCAUAUGAGUUAUUUAAAAAAUAUAUAGAAGAGAGGGUAAACAUGCCUUGUCUCCCCAUAGGCUUUGGUUGGGGGGGGGGGGGCUAUUAAUGACAAUGUGGCGGUGGACAUACCAUUGUUAAUCCCCAUGGGUGGGGGCAUUGGAGGGACCUGUAUUAGGACUCACAGUAUUUUAUUAGCAAAUGGGCCCAUUCCCUAGUUUUUAAUAAGCGAGUGAAGCCAUUGCAUGGCACAAUUAUUAUUAUUAUUAAAGGCGGUCAUAAACGUCCUUUAUAUUAAUAUGCAGGUCAUACAGGAUUAAAAAAAAAAAAACAUUUUCAUGACUAGCAGAGAUUAGUGAUGUCCCGAACUGUUCGCUGAACUGUUUGCCACGGUUCGCCACGGACUCCAGUCAGCUGACACAUUCCAGCCAAUCAGCAGCAGACCCUCCCUCCCAGACCCUCCCACAUCCUGGACAGCUCACUAAGAAUGCAGCUUCAAAAUGGAUGCUGUCCAGGAGGUGGGAGGGUCUGGGAGGUAGGGUCUGCUGCUGAUUGGCUGGAAUGUGUCAGCUGACUGGAGUUCGUGGUGAACCGUUCGCGAACAGUUCGGCGAACAGUUCGGGACAUCACUAGCAGAGAUAAAUGUGCUUCCAAUUCAUUAAAUCCAGUGAUAUUUAUUAGAAAAAAAUAUGCUAAUAAUUAUAGACUUUUUGUGGUUGAUAGAAUUAAAUUGAAAUCCUUAUUCCCUUCCACCACUUCUUCACUGUAAUUUUUUUUUUAUUUUUUUUUAGUUUUGCUGUAAAUUUGAAGGGGCAGGGAAAUUAUGUAAAGUAAGAAUAGAUCCAAAACCCAAACUCAGGAGGGGCUCUGCUUGAUUUUGAGGCACAUUUAAAUGUAAAUCAGUAUGGGGGUCACUAUGACCCCUAUAUUUAUAAAAGGGUGGUUAAAUCCUCCUGCAUGCCCCCGAACAAAUUUAAAAGUACUAGUGACUGGGCAGCUACUGCUGCCCACUCACUAGUGCAAUACGGGGUAUCUGUCACAGGUUCUACUGAUUCCCCAUAGUAGGGAACACAAAUACCUAAAAUGGGGGGACAUAGUGCCCACCCGGGGCCUGCGGGUGGGGGCUAUUAAUAUAAACUGGGGGUCUCCACCCAUGAGCGGCGCAUGGGGACCCUAAUUAAAUAAAGAAUGGGGGUGAUCUAAUGCCCCCCCAGGUCCCCAUCCAAGAGCGGCGGGUAGAGACCCUAAUAAAUUAAAGGUGGGACCUAAUGCCCCCCGGUCCCCACCCAUGAGCAGCGGGUGGUGAUCCUAAAUAAUUAAAUAAUUGGGGGGACCUAAUGUCAGGUGGGAAACACAAAUAAUAAAGUGACUAGAGGUCCCCAAGCCCCUAGUCACUCCUCCCCCCCAAAAAUACCCUACCUACCCACCCACCUAAUAAUAGUGACGGGAAGACAAUAAACUAACACUGUAAAAUAAAAUUUCAUACCAUUUGAUGUCUUCUUUUUUCUAAAAAAAACCCUAUUUUUUCAGCCCCAAAAUAGGCCAAAUAAAAAACAUAAUACCAAUCAAACUUUGAAAAUAAAAUAAAAAACUUGAGCGCCAAAAAAAAAAAUCAGACAAAAAAAAAAAAAAAAUCCAGACGGUAAAAAAAAUAAUCCAUCUUCACCCAUGGAGUGCACGGCGCAGAAAGAUCUCUGCUGGGCGGAGAAAAGUUUAUAAAGCCUUCCCACACCUGCAAUUAGGCUCAGAGUGCUCAGAUUGGUUGGUUUAAGGCACUGACAGAGUGCUCUGACAGGUAAAUUAAGAGACUGACAGUUAAGUGUCUAAAUUUACCUGUCACAGCACUCUUGUUGGCUUGAAAUCCAACCAAUCAGAGUUGCUCUGUGUCAUUUUACACAGCAAGGGAAAGUUCUUUGGAAUUUCCCCAUGCUGUGUAAUUUGACUCAUACUCCUCUGAUUGGUUGCUUUCUUUCUUUUUCGUCUUUUUUUUUUUUUUUUUUUUUUUAAGUUUGACGGGUAUUAUGGUUUUUUAUUUGUCCUUUUUUGGGGCUGAAAAAAUAAGUUUUUUUAGAAAAAAAGAAGACAUCAAAUGGUAAGUAUGAAAUUUUAAUUUACAGUGUUAGUUUAUUGCCCCCCUUCACUAUUACUGGGUGUGGGGGAAGGUAGGGUAUUUUUAGUGGGGGGGGAAGUGACUAGGAGCUUUGGGACCCCUAGUCACUUUAUUAUUUGUUGUCCUUACCCACCAAUCAUGGGUGGGGACCUGGGGCGGGUCAUUAGGUCCCCCCAUUAUUUAAUUAUUUAGGGUCCCUACCCACCACUCAUGGGUGGGGACCUGGGGGAGACAUUAGGUCCCCACCCGCAGCUCAUGGAUGGAGACCAAGGGGGAUAUAAAGUCCCCCUUACUUAAUUGGGGUUCCCACUCGCCGCUCAUGGGUAAGGACCUAGGGAGGACAUUACGUCCCCCCUUUAAUCCAUUAGGGUCUCCACCAUCCGCACAUGGGUGGGAACUGGGGGACAUUAAGUCCCCCCCUAUUAUUUAAUUAGGGUCCCCACCUGCUGCUCAUGGGUGGGUACCAUUGAGGACAUUAGGUCCCCCCUUUAAUUUAUUAGGGACCCCCACCCGUCACUAAUGGGUGGGGAUCUGGGGGGACAUUAGGUGCCCACGAUUAUUUAUUUAGGAUCUCCACCCACCGCACAUGGGUGGGGACCUGGGGGGUACAUGCACAGUGCUGUUUUUGUUCUAAUGGAGGAAAACUAAUUGUUUUUUUUUAACAAAUUUCGUUCUAAAACUAAUGGUUUGCAGACGAAAUUUGGGAUUGACCACUGAAAUUUUUAUUCAGUUUGCAAUCAUUCGUACGAAACGAAAAUUUCUGGGGCACAUGUCUAAUGUAAAGUCAUAUUCCCAUUCUCUUUCCACACUGAGAUAAAAUGGCAGGUGGACAAAAUGUCCAAAGCCAAAGAAGUCAGAAUAACUUAGUCUGAAGGUGACCCACCAGGAAUUUCCCUGUUUAACCAAUGGGUUAGUAUGGUCCUUUGUGUCUAAAAUUAAAGUUUAAAAUGUGGGUGAAGUGAGGAAGAAAAUGUGGUUGGAUUAGAUAUAGAAUGUACUUUGGGUUAUAUGUGAAUAUGCUGAGGGUAGCAAGAUGUCCAAAUGUUUUAUAGGUUCUCCAUCUAAUUGUUUGCAAUUUGUUGCGGAGUGGUGAAACUCUUAUUGAGAAAAUCGGAAUAUUCCUGAAUAUUAAAGAUUUUACAUUUUUAAUAAUAAUUAAAAGUAAACUAUACUCAUAGCUAAAGGAAGAAUACGUUUGUUUUCUUCCAAUAUAGAACCGGUUCCUUAUCCACGUAGGCUUUGCAGUCAAAGUCAAUUCAAAGUGAAUCUAUCUAAUAAAUGAAUAGCAAAACAAUGCUUUAUCAGACAUUCAUUUUUACUGUUAAAUCCAGAGGUUUUGCUUUUAUAGUGUAACUUGUUGGCUGGACAAUGUGAUUCAAGCUGGACUAAUUGUGUUUGUACCACUUUACAGCCUUGCCCGUCACAUGUUCCAUUGCAAAUGGUGGUUGUCAACACAUGUGCAAAGACGAUCCUAUAAAAAAAGUUAUUUGUUUAUGUGCAAGUGGAUACCGAUUGGCAGAAGAUGGCAAGUCAUGUGAAAAUGCAGGUAUUUAAAUAAUUUUAGGCUCUGGUCAUGUUUUUCCUUUUACUGAUAUUCCUGAUUCGCUUGCAUAACUAUGCAAUGAAAAGCAGGUUACAAUUAUUUUGGCACCUUGUAUCAUGAAUCACGUCUGGCUUUCUGGCUUCAUAACUUGUCAUAUCAUCUGAGAGAGCACUAAUAACUUUUGUCUGAUGGCAUAGAUGUUGGGUCCAAUGUUUCAGUAGUGACAUUUACAGGAAGUACAAGGAUUUGGCAUCGUAUUCUGCUCUUCAAGAAGUACAUUACUGUUUGAUAAUAGCUGCACUCCUAUAGUACAUAUAGGAAUAUAUCUGCCUAUCUAAUUAGAAUUCAGUUAAUAAAAAUAGUCCUAUUUAUGAUAAAAGAAUGUAACUUAUUUUUUUUUAUUACUAUGAGUUAACAUGGAACAAAUUGUAAAAAAAAAUGUAAUAAUUUUUUGAAGAUUUGUGUAAUCGCUUCUGUAGUGGGCCUCCACCACUAACUACCAUGCCCACUGAAUAUUCAUAUGUUUUGCCUUUGUAUUUUGUUUUCCCAAUGCUUAUUCACACGAUUUUCCCUUGCAUUCUGUGUUUCCCAAUGUAAUUGUGAUGUAUUCAUGAGUUUCACCUGCUCCCCGUUCAUUCAAACUGGGUUUGCGCCAUUAUCCUGAUUGGCACGAACCGGCGCUGAUUGGUUGCUGCAGGGUGCAUGUGACCAAUCAGAGGAGGAUGCGCUCUUUCAAAUGGGGUUUCACGCCAUUUCUCCUGAUUGGGUGGCAACUUUUCUCUCCUCCCUGUGAGCUGAUUGGCGCGAUUUGUUUAAGCACCUUUCAGCUUGGUUUGGGUGAGAAGUUUGAAUUCGCCAGACUAAACCAAGCAACUUCAUAGUACUAAUUUCGGGGAUGUACAGAGCCUCGAGCCCCAGACCUUAGACAAUGAUCUGGCUCCGUACAUCCAAUCACCCUGCUAUUUGUAGGAAUUCCAGAUGGGACCUGGGGCUAUCUAGUGGUAUAGGUUUUAUCUGUGUGACCCCUUCCUUUCCUGGGGUGCUGAGCCCGAAAUCUUACCCCCCCCCCCCGUAUAUAAUGGAUUUUAAUGUGUGUCCCUGUGUACUGUUCGGAUCUCACAAAGUGGGAGAUGGCUAACUGUAACCCAGCCCCCUCCUGCCUGGGAUUGUGUUGGACUGAAUGGAGUCCCCCUGCUGAGGUCUGUGCAUAAAAGCUGUGUGUUCCAAGUAAAGAUUGUCAGAGUUUGUACCUCCAGAACUGUGUCUCGUCUGGUUACUGGAGGGAAGGAAGAUUUAACCCCUGUGUCUGCUGUUCCAGCUUGCAGGGGAUGCAGCAGGGAAAGUCCUUGUAAGGACUUAAAGAGCUAGUUCCCAUUCAUUUCCCCUGAUCCAGCUAGGAAGCAACACCUCUGGCGGAGGUACCCAGCCGGGGUACAGGAAGCUCCGCUACAGCUUCUAUAUGACCUUCUUGCCCUACCUAUUGAUUUUUCACUGAACAUUUAUAUUUAAAUACAAAGGCAUAUCAUAAGACAAAUAUGACAGCUGGGAUGACAAUUUAACUACGCUAAGGUAUAUAUGUUACUUGGUAAACUUUUCAACUCAAGUAUCAUUCUUUGGCAAGGCAUAUAAAGAGGGGAAAAAGGAGAUAUGAGAUCGCACCUACGUGAAGGCAUGUCAACCACUCCUAUGGAAAAAGAUAUCUAAAUUUAAGUAUAAGAAACAUGGGUACGUAAACAUUGAGACACCAAAUUGCACAAGAGAUUCCUGAAAUAUAUAUAUGAAAUAUAUAUAUUUUUUUAAACCAUUAAGAAAAAUAUAUGAAACUGCAGAAUGCCUUCAAUAAAAUAAAAUUGUCUCAUAUUCCAUGAAAUAAAGACUAUAACCAAUUUUGCCAUUUUAAGAAUGGGUUGUUGUUUGGAUUUUUUAAACCUGUAAUAUUUUUUGUUUUGUAUCAUUUUAAAUAAAUAUGCUAUUAUUUUAUUUGGAGUAGUUGAGCAGCCCACCAAUUUAAGCUACUGCAAUCCAGUAAUGUUGGGGGAGUCACUGAGUUUGUAUGUGCUUAACAUCAAUAACUUUUCAUUCCACAGAACAAAAGAGCCUGGUGUCAAAUUAAAGGAAGCAUCUGGCUUAAUUGAAUUAGGAAGCUGUGUGCAAGGUUUUAUGGGUGAUGUACAGCUGAUAUUUGUUACUAAGUGUUACUCUGCUUCCUCACAGAAUUAGAAGAAAAAUAGCUAGAGCUCUGGCUCUAGAUACUUUAUUUGUUUGCAUCAGUAUGGUUAUUUUGCAUACAUGUAUACUUUUGGUACCUGAAGUGUCCUUUAGUAUUAUUUUUAUGGGAACGGCUAUUAUAAAUUACGCAAUGUCAAAUUAAUUAUUUAAACUUAACUGAUCCAAAAGCAAUGUUAUUUUAUAACCACUGUAAUAUAUUUAAACAUAAUAUUCAUACAGUAAAAAUUUCAAAAUUUUUGGUAAAAGUUUAUUACAUACAUAAGUACAAUUUCCAUAUGUUUUAAAAGUAAUGUUGCCUCCCUUUAUGAUUCACAGUAUUAUAUCCAUGUGGAAAAGUUAGUGCACCUGAAGCUAUACCAAAAGUUAUCACCCGUUCAAUUUUGGAUUCUGAAGAAAACAAUUCGACCAGUAUUAACGUACAGAAUGUAACCGAGCCUCAGGAGACCUCUGACGAUAUUAUUCCUGUAACUGUAGAUCCAGAUACCAAGAUUGUUGGAGGGACUGACAGUCUGAAAGGUGAAUUUCCAUGGCAGGUACUCAUUUUUUUGUUAAUUUACUAUACAAUUUAACUUGUCUCAUCUAAAGGUAAUUUUGUGUACCAUUAUUGACCACGUAUAUUAUUAGCUAUUUACAGAUACAGGCUGUGGUGACCAAUCAGAAUUUCAGGCAAAAUGGACCAAAAUGCAAUUUACUAGCUGGUGUAAAAUGCAAUUUACUAGCUGGUGUAAGUCGCAACAUUAAAAAAAUCAUUUUAAUCUUAGCAAUACUACUCCAUACAAAACCACAGAAACCACUAGGCCAGUAGCUAUUUAUUUUAAUUAAUAUGUAAUUUUAAUAACAUAUAGCAGGUUCCUCACAACAGUUCAGAUUUCGAGGUCCUGUCCCACUGUCUCGAUUUUGUUCUCUGGUGUCUCACAUCCAGGGGAACCAAGAAACUGUUCUUGAGCAGCACACCUCCAGAGCAUUAUUAGAUGUGCUUGAGCAGUGAAUGGGCAGUAGAACACUGCAUAAGAUGUUUAGGUUAGGGGCUUAUCCAUAUUGGGCGUUACCAGUGAUGCAAGCUAUGUCAUUGGUGAUGCCCCUUAAGGGCCACCCACCUUUCCCAAUUUUAUACUUGCUAAUGUUGGAAGGUAUGAUAUGUAUAUAUAUUAAAGUCUCAUACAACUGGAUCAUUAUUAAAAAAGAACUUUGCAGAUUAUUCACAAAAAUAAAUGUUACAUCACAAUUUGAAUAGGGUUCUUCAUAAAAAUUGCAAGCUUCAUUUUUCUAGUAUCUUAAUGGCUAAAACACAGCUACAAGAGUUUUUAUCCCACUCUGACAAUUAUCCUAUUUGCCCAAUACAUUUUGUCCAACCGUGGGCUUAGUCAUAGACUAAGAGAAAUGGAAAUUGAAUGCAUUAUAUUUGUUAUAGUGACUUAUUAAUAAUAAAACACAUUGGGGAAAAAAGGGUUAAACAUGACAUCAAAUAAUAUCAAAUAGGAAUGUAAAGAUAUACAUUAAAUAAAAAAAUAAAAAAAUCCCUUUGCCAAUUUUUCUACACACCAGCAGCAAUGAUAAAUCUCUACGGAAAACACGUUUUUACGAUUCAAAAAUACCUUAGCCAACUCUUUCAAAUAUCUACUAUCUAGAAUGGUUUCUUAUCAAACAUUGUUUAAGGAUUUCACAAGUAUUAUUACGUAUGCUGAAAAGAGACAUGCGUCCAAGUUCAGCCUUUUUCACAUCUGUUUUUACUGUUGGUCCAAAUUAUCCAUCAUGUCUUUUAUAAGAAGUGUCAACUUUUUCUCUCGGGUCAAAGCAAAUCAUUAAACAGCAUUUUAAUCUGUUUGCCUGUGUGUUGUCACAUUCUAGCAACGCUCAAUGUUCUCCUUCAACAAAAUAAGCAUAAACUUUGCUGCCAUCUGGUGGAUAUAUAGUUUCUUGUAAUCUGCAAUGAAGCAUUUUAGAAACUCAAGAAUUUGGGAGCUGAUCUGCUUUCAAGUUUAAUUUAUUACAUCACCACCAAGUAUUUUUUAUGUUAUUUUGUUUUGUUAAUGCAACUACAACCUUUUAGUAAAUUACAUACAUAUAAUAUUAUCAAGAAAAAAGUCACAAAAAUCUGAAAGAGGAACAAAAAUAAAUAAUUGUUGGCACACUAAAUGUAUAUGAUCGGUUUCAUGUAAGCUUUUAAUAGCAAAAAUAUAUAUAUGGGUUUUUUUUUAGGUAUCCAAAAGUAUACAAUGUGUAUUAUUUGGGUUUCGUUAGAGAAUACUGUGAGCAAAUGUGCUGGUAGAUGCCUCCCAAUGGUCAAAGUACAGGAUUAAUUUCAACCACAAGAAAAUCAUUUUUAUGCCUUUCCCCAACACGAAAAAAUAAAUAGAAACUAUAGAAGAAUUUGUAUUAGUUACAUUAAAAUAAAAAGGGGAAUACAUAAAUUAAUACUUCUGCAUCAGAGAACAAAUAUAACAAAACUAUAUCUUUGCAAUCCAAGGUUUGCUGCGGUAGACCAGGUCCCCGUUAAAUUAAUUUUGUGAUCAAUAAAUAUUUUUGGAUUGCCAAAAAUAAGUUCUUAUAACCCUCACUGAUCAGCAAUAGCUCAACUGAUAGGAUUCAAGGUUAAAUAUCAAAGAAUAGCAUCAAGAAUAGCAUCAAUAACCAGCAAAGUCAAGCACCGUAAUUACUACCGCAUGCUGUAAUGGUUAUGGUGCCAGGUGUCUCCCCGGAGCUAAGGACAACCUGAUAGAAGGCUGUGCUCAUGAGAGCAUCCCUGCUUAACUCAGUGGAGCUAACUGGAUUCCCUUUUCAGGAGAAUCCAGAAGCAGGAACUGCACCCAUAGGCUCAGGUUAGUCGUUGGGUCACUACAGCAGAUUAUUGUGGUUAUGGUACAUAGGAUGUUUUUUUGGGUUGAGUAAUAACAUUUAGUUGCUGAGAUGUGUUUUUUUUUUUUUAAAUGGCUAAAGCUAAAUGUUAGGGAUGUGCAUGGGCAAAUAAUUUAGUUCGGCAAUUCCGAAAUUCAGGAGUUCAGCAAUUCGGCACUUCAGCAAUUCCCUAACCCUUCCCCUAACCCUACCUCUUACCCUAACCCUCCCUCUCCUGUUUUGACACUUUUCAGAAAUCCGAAGCACUUCGACACUUCCGAAAUUCUGCACUUCGGUUCAGUUCAGCACUUUGGAAAUUCGGCACUUUCGGCAAUUCAGACAUUCGGAAGCAUCCGAAUGUCUGAAUUGCCGAAAUUCUGCUGAAUUUAAAUUCAGACCGAAACGAAUUGCACAUGUCUACUUGAUGUACAUUUCCUGGUUGAACACUUUACUAAGUUUUAAAACCCUUAUAUUUUGUUGUGUAAUGUAAAUAGAUUGCUAUUUAUAAUGCAAAAUAUUUUUCUUUAUUUCCUUUGCAAAAAAUGUUACCUAAGAGUCUUUUUGAAAAUACAGCAAGAACUAUAUUGUAUCUAUGUAAUAUGUUAAUUUUUUCAAAUUUUUUUUUUCCAUGUGCAGGUCCUGUUGGUCAAUACAAACAAUGUAGGUUUCUGUGGUGGAUCAAUUGUGAAUGAGAAAUGGAUAGUGACUGCAGCCCAUUGCUUUAAUAUACCUGGAAAGUUUCUUGUAGUUGCAGGUAAACGUCAACUGACAGAUGUUAAUAGUAACAGUAAUAAUACAUUAAGCGAAUGCAGCAAGAGAUUCUUGCAUACAAUAGAAGAUCAGAUCGGUAAAGAAAGAAGAAAAUGAUUGACCGUAUUCUUUUACUCAUUAAAGGAAUACGACAAGCACCAUAACCACUGCAAACAUGCAGCCUAUUUCUGCAAUGUAAGUAGAAAAACAGCUAACUCUUUGAAAAUUACCUGUUUUUCCAAGGUUCCGACCCAUGCCUCCAUUGAGGAAGCUCCUGCACAUAGCAUCACUUAACUCACCUGAGCUAAACUCAGCUGUUCAGGUUGCACAUUGGCUGAGAGCUUGUUGCUCUCAGCCAAUGAGCUAAACCUUGUAGUGCCAGGCUUGGCUCAAUGCAGAGAGCUUCUGGCUCUCAUGGAGGAAAUGACCAGAGCCUGGUGGAUUCAAUGUAAAAUGUCAAACCAAUAGCAAUUAGUGUGGCAACUUACAUUUGGGGGGUCAGGAAACACAAUCUGUAUAGAACACUGCAGUGGUUAUGGUGCCCAUAGUGUUCCUUUAAAAAUAAUGAAUAUAUAAAAUGGAAUCUUUGUUACAAUUCCAAAUUUUGAAGAGGUAAAAAAUGGUGAGAUUGUUCUAAGGAGACUGCUCACUAAAUGCCAAAUUUGUUUUCUAUACUUUAGUUUAAUUGGUAUUGUUUCUUUUAUGAUAAAAUUCACUUUCAACCUAUGGAAACUGAAUUUAGGAAAACAGAUCCCUGCUAUUUUCAAAUGGAUCCCAAUGCUGCUGUGAGAAUUAUCUGAAAAUGGCUCCACUGAGUUGUAACCAAAUUGCUGUGGAAUUGCAGUUGAAUUCCAUUGCUGCAAUUUAAAAAAAAAAAUAAUAAUAAUAAUCUUAACCCCCCCAUUAUUUUUUUUUUUUUAAGGUGACUUAGGGAUAGAAGGACUUAGAAUUAUGAGUGCUAUUUCCUUGGUCUAUAAUAGAAGAAUUGGAUCAAGCAAAUGCAGAGAAUCCCAUUGCGGUUCAGCUGUCCAUGAACAAACAAAUCAGUUAUAUGGAGAUGUGGCUGAUUUCAACAGACAACUAAAUUGUAGCUGCAUGGAAGUGCAAAUUGCUUGAAAUAACUAAAUUUCCCUUCUGUGAGUAGCUGAAUUUAUUGCAUUCAGUUGAAACAGCUGAAAUGUGACAAUCGAGUUGUUGUUUAGUGAAUAGGUCCCUAAGUUUUAUAGGUUAAGUCGCAGCAUAUUUGUUGAAAAUGUUAAACACAAAUUAUUUACUCAUACCAAAACACUAUUUAUCAUCACGCCAAAACAUGCAUGAUUUAGUUGUGGUGCUGCUGAAGCCUAAAAAUACCACAUUUUAUAGCUGAUACAGCAAUAUGGCUGUGGACACACACAGAUAACCUUUCAUGGCUAUUUUAAAAACAUCUUUACCAUAUUAAAAAAUAUGGAGAUUAAUUCAAAUUAUAUGUCAUAUGGUCCCAUAUUGUCAAAGAAGGGACUGCAUGCUUGGUUCCUGCAACAUGUCUGAGAGGAGUAGGUGCACCCUAACUAUUGGGUAAUUGGACGAGAGAGCUAGGAUUCGCAAAUGUAGGUUAGAACCCACCAAUACUGGUGAAAUUUGUUCUGUAAAAAGUGGUGGGCAUAAACAGAAAUUGAUAGAAAAGUUAAAGAAGAAUCAGCGCUAACACGCCACAAGUUGUAAUUUAAAAAGUGUAGGCAGCACACCUAUAAAGAGACGGGUCCCCCUCUAGUACCCACCAAUAUGAGUGUAAUAUGAAAGACAAAGAAAAGCAAAAAAGGUUGCGCCUGUAAGUGAUAAAUAUAUAAAUUAACUUAACAAAUGUUCAAGUAAGGCAGUGCAAUAGUAGGUAAGGAAAGAUUCUUUACGGAGCAGCAGAUGUAUUGAUGAUAGUGAUGUCACAGAAUAAAACUUGGGAUCCAGUAGAACAUUUGGAGAGAAAGCAAAGGGGAACUCCAAUGGUAUGGUAUGUACAGGAUAUUCCAAGAGGUUUAUAAAUGAGAUACUACUUUCAUUUCCCAGAGCUAAAAUCCAGCUCUGGUUUAGAAAAGCAUGAAGUGGAAAAAUCCCCACUCAAGGAUACAUGUAGUUCUCCAAGCUUCCAAUCUUGCGUGGCAGCAGAGUAAUUCAACCAAAAAGAUAAAAGGUGGCAGAAUAUAGUGCUCACUGUAGGUAUAGAUAAUGGUCUUUUCCAUCCAGAAAUAUAGGACAAAAAGAAAAACCAAAAUAGUGUGUACCUUAAGGCACAGAAUACAAUAAAAGUGGUAAGAAAUUUACUCACAUUUGAUGGAGCAGAUGGGGACUGCUCUAUCCCUCGGGCUGGGGUGGUACAAUCCACACCACGGAUAUGGUAGUUAGAGCAGAAUAGCAGCAACAGUUGGUCUAAUAAAAAAGUUUAUUUAAAGGUAAUUAAUAUAAAAAUAUGAACAAAAAAAAUACACUCAAAGUGAGGUAGAUAAUAAUAAAUACACUUAACGUGUUUCACCUGGCAAGAGGGUUUCUCAAAACACAAAAUGGUCCUAUAGUGUGGCAAAAUCCUCAUAGAUCCUCCUCGGAACCGAGGAAAAAAUUGUCUUCCAAUAUGUCAUCUAUGUUCGAUGAAAAGAAAGAGUUAGUUCCCAGCAUCCCAGCCUAUCACAUGACAUAUCACUGGAAAGCCCAGGAUGUCCUCUUUACCAUACAGCAGGGAUUGAUAGAGUAGCUCACAAAAAUAAAAGAAGAUGCAUGUGAACGAGAUGUCCAGUACAGAGGACACAAGUUAAUGGGCUGGGUCUCAGGAGGAUAGUUAAUAUGAGAAAGGUGUUUGUAAAAGCCUUGAAAGAUUAUUUGUGUGCAUGUAGGUGUAUUAUGUUCAAAUUCAUUCUCAAACCAUGUGUCAUAAUCUUGUGAUUAGUGUAAUAAAUCAUAAUUUUAAGAAAAUGAAUGCAUGUAGACAAACACUUGUAGGACCUCUGCAAUUGGCAGUUCAGCAAAAAUUAUCCUCUUCACUGCCAAGUUCUUUUGUUUUUAAAUAAAAUUAUCAUUGAUGUAUGGUACUUAAAAAUAUGGGCAAACAACAAUUUUCUGUUCUGAUUGCUGUUCAGGUACAACUAAAAUUUUCACAUUUGCAGCUUUACUUUUUGAAGGAACAGUUUAGGCACCUAAAUUACGUUGUUAUGGUGCCAGGAGGCCCCGGUUGCACUCUUACCUUAUUGGGUUAAACUGUUCUCGAACGGUUUAACCCUGAUGCAUGCCUCCAGCGCUGAUUUGUAGGUUCCUCUGGCAGCAUCCGGCUAUAAACUCUCUGUUUCAGGAAUCACAGAGUGCUGCAGGGCAGAGGGGCCGCUGAUUAACUAGAGUGGUCAACUGAUCCUCUAUGCUAAUCGGUAGCUCCUCAAAGAUAGAAAAGAAGUGUAUCUAAAGAGUGCACCUGGGGGCUUCCUGGCACCAUAACAACUUUAUUUAGAUAAAGUUGUUAUGGUGACUUGAGUGUCCCUUUUAAUUGUAUAUUCUUUACAGGAAUUUGAUGCAGAUGCAAAAUUUUACAGAUUAUAUGAUAUCCAUUAUCUUGCAAAAUUCAGCAGCGGUUAGGCUACAACUCUCUUAAAGGACCACUAUAGUGCCAGGAAAACAAAUUUGUUUUCCCGGCACUAUAUUGCCCUAAGGGUGCCCCCACCCUCAUGACCCCCCCUCCCGCCAGGCUGAAGGGGGAGGAAGGGGUUAAAAUCUUAACUAUCUCCAGCGUCGGGCUCCCUCGGUGCUGGGGACUCUCCUCCUCCUUCCGACAUCAGCGGCAAGAGCCACGCGCACAGUCAGUCCAUAGGAAUGCUUUCCUAUGAACGCUGGCGUCUUCUCACUGUGAAAAUCAAUGUCAAUGAGACAGCCACUAGAGGCUAGAUUAACCCAAAUGUAGACAUAGUAGUUUCUCUGAAACAGCUAUGUUUACAGCAGGCAGGGUUAACCCUAGAUGGACCUCAUUAAGCUGAAGUGGUCUGGGUGCCUAUAGUGGUUCUUUAAUCAGCCAGUUUGAGAGUGCGCAGUUGGUUUAGACUGAGGUAUGCUAGUUGUUGUCCAACCCUAGUUAAGGUUGUACAACAAAAACAGAAAAUUAGAACAUAAUGUGCUGAAUGUGUGUUAUUUCAUAUUCCUUUCUUGACUGUGUUCAGUACAUUUUAACGGUUUUGAAAAGAGGCUUGUUGAAUAGGACAAGCAUGAUGUCUGGCUACUCAAACAUCUUUUUUGUUUUUAUAUACAACAAUUUUAUAUAUUUUAUUUACAGGCGAACAUAAUACAGAGAUUAAGGAGGGAACCGAACAGUACAUGAAAGUAAAACAAAUUAUUCCACACCCCACUUAUAAUGCCACCAAGAGUAAGUUCAUUAACGACAUAGCUCUUUUAGAGCUUGAACAGCCACUAAAGUUUAAUGAUUAUGUAAGACCAAUUUGUAUCGGUAGCAAGGACUUCACAGAUGAUCUACUGAAGAGUCAAUACGUUAGCGUUGUGACUGGCUGGGGAGAUGUAAGAUUCGAAGGAGGGCAAGCUAUUAUUCUUCAAAAACUCACUGUGCCAUAUAUUGACCGUGCCAUCUGUAAAAGGUCAAGUCGAUAUUCUAUCCAUAUGAAUAUGUUCUGUGCCGGCUAUUCUGACCAAAGUGGAGAUGCCUGUCAAGGAGACAGUGGUGGACCCCAUGCUACAGAAUACAACUCGUUUUGGUUCCUAACUGGCAUUACUAGCUGGGGAGACAAAUGUGCACAGAAAGACAAAUAUGGAGUAUACACCAAACUUUCUAGGUUCACCAGCUGGAUAUUGAUUAAUACAUCUCUCCAGUAGUCCAUGGAUCACCAUGCUAUAACAUAACAAUAUAAUAAAGGUCACAAGGUAACUCUGUCUUAUGUCAGUUAAUUUAAUUUUCAACAAUACAAAAUAUUGUAUAAUAUAUAUAAAAAUGUUUUAUGCUUUAUGAGG
This is a messenger RNA of Pelobates cultripes (western spadefoot toad), 44046 nucleotides long. The record is from the annotation of a GenBank genome assembly. Lineage: Eukaryota; Metazoa; Chordata; Amphibia; Anura; Pelobatidae.